CUGAUCCUUCUUGACAUCUUACAAACCCUCGCUGAGCAGAGAGUCGCCGCAAGUAGAAUAGAAGGCCAAAACAUGGAGGCAGCGAGAAAUGUGAAGGAUGUUUCACCCCAUGAGUUCGUCAAGGCUUAUGCCGCUCAUCUCAAGCGCUCCGGCAAGAUGGAGCUUCCAGAGUGGACUGACAUUGUCAAGACUGGAAAACUGAAAGAGCUUGCCCCAUACGACCCUGAUUGGUACUACAUUAGGGCUGCUUCUAUGGCAAGAAAGAUCUAUUUGAGAGGAGGUAUUGGUGUUGGUGGAUUCCGAAGAAUCUAUGGUGGUAACCAGAGGAAUGGCAGCCGUCCACGCCAUUUCUGCAAGAGCAGCGGUUCAGUUGCACGACACAUUCUUCAGCAAUUGCAGACCAUGAACAUAAUUGACUUUGAACCCAAGGGAGGAAGGAGAAUCACAUCCAACGGUCAGAGAGAUCUUGACCAAGUUGCUGGAAGAAUUUCUGUUGCCAAUUAAGAGAUGAAAAAGCUGCCUUUUUUUAUGAAUACAUGAGUUGCUUCCACCUUGCAAUUUCAGCUUGGACCUAUAUAGAUGUAGCGUAUCGUUGAACCUUUUUUCUGCAUGUUUUGCCAAUUAUCUUCAUUGUGGGAUUCUUCUCUUUUUGCAUCAAUAUGCUAGUUUUGUCCUGUCAGUAUUUUAAGAUGUUACUUAAGAUUGCUGUCUAUUUGAGCAUGGCUUCCUUAUCUA
This is a messenger RNA of Lycium barbarum (goji berry), 735 nucleotides long. RefSeq names its product small ribosomal subunit protein eS19x-like. Gene Ontology annotation, biological process: ribosomal small subunit assembly; translation. Gene Ontology annotation, cellular component: cytosolic small ribosomal subunit; ribosome. The record is from RefSeq and is a predicted model, not a curated record. The transcript has 4 exons. NCBI's taxonomy places the organism in Eukaryota, Viridiplantae, Streptophyta, Magnoliopsida, Solanales, Solanaceae. The coding region runs from base 73 to 504 and encodes 143 amino acids. Gene Ontology annotation, molecular function: structural constituent of ribosome; RNA binding.